This is a messenger RNA of Peronospora belbahrii, 231 nucleotides long. NCBI's taxonomy places the organism in Eukaryota, Oomycota, Peronosporomycetes, Peronosporales, Peronosporaceae. The record is from the annotation of a GenBank genome assembly.
AUGUCCACUGCCCAAGAAGUGUCCUCCAAGAUCUCCAUAGAUAAGUCUGAUGGGGACAACUACGCGACUUGGAGUCGUUACAUGCGUGGAGUGUUCCUGAUCAAGUCGGUCUGGCACGUCAUCAACCGUGAGAAGACGCCGAACUUCGCGGACCCUCAAUGUCAUCACGUGGUUGGUGACUGCGAGAAAGCAUGGGGUCGCACGGACGCGCUUGAAGAGGCUUUACGGUGA